This is a messenger RNA of Dacryopinax primogenitus, 1365 nucleotides long. RefSeq lists its product as uncharacterized. The coding region runs from base 552 to 1271 and encodes 239 amino acids. The transcript has 4 exons. The record is from RefSeq and is a predicted model, not a curated record. NCBI's taxonomy places the organism in Eukaryota, Fungi, Basidiomycota, Dacrymycetes, Dacrymycetales, Dacrymycetaceae.
UGCACUGGAUUCAGCAACAUGGUCUGAUACUCAACCCCCCUUCUCGUGAUCUUCUGGAUGGAUAGGGCGUUUGUUAACUAAAUUGUCUUGCCAGCGCAUGGUUUGUCAUCAAGGCGCCCGUGGUUGUUCUGGCCGGUCCUGUUCCUCCAACUUCCGACGGUCUACAAAAUGCUUAUAUUUGGCAUCCUUCAUUGUCGAAACCAGCAACGGACACCAGGACACCUGGUUUAGAAAGUUGUCCGCGCGCAGUGUGCGGUUCUCACGCUUCGCAACACACGCUGUUUCUGCAUUGCUUCCAUCAGCCGCAUUGUCUUAUAAUGGUGACCUUAUGCUACAUCAGCUUCGUCUAUUAUAGUUCAUGUGAUCAUCUUACAGAGCAGCUGAUGGAAGAUAAUGACGACCGGCCACACAUUGCCCUUGUAACGUUCAAGACGUCAAGAAUAUCGAGAUGUAUCCAAUAUAUUUGACACAAGUUAUCCUCCACCCGGGGCAUAUAAUUGCCACGAUAUCUACAGGCGAUUUCUAGCUCUGAAAUCUCCGGUAGAUACGCCAUGUUUACCGAUCUGACUUUAUUUGUGCUCGUCCUGGGCCUUAUGGGUCAGAAGAACUUGGCAGCAGCAGUAACGACCUUGGGCGACGGAACAGCAUACGAAAGUGGCAAAGUGGAAGGAAUGACCUGGCAAGCCUCAGGUAUUCUAACGCAGGGAUGCACCGACAGCGUUUCCAAGAUUGACGACUGUUACGAGAUGACUCUGUCUUCAAAUCCGAAUGACAACCUCGACCCGGGGAAUUGGACAGCUCGACAGCGAAACGAACUGCACUUUCCGCCCCAAGCUGAUGGAUCGACCUGGAAUUAUCAAUGGAAGCACUAUCUAGCGUCUGGCGUGGGCUCCACGACCCAUUUCUUCCACAUGAUGCAGGUGUUCUCUACAAUGGAUGAUGGGCCGUUAGUGACUCUGGAUCCAAUAUCUGGCGCCGUUAGGAUAACGGACUACGAAAGAGGCUGCAACCCUUGCGGCCCAACUUACAGUCCCCUGAGCAGCUGGGAAGGCCGCACAACAAUGCACGAGAUGACCCUUACUAGUGGGUCUAACGGCAACCUGCAGUAUGCUGUAUCAGACGCCUCUACGGGUGCCGCGCUUAUCAGCUACUCCGUUUCAGGAUACAUGGGUGGUCAGACCUAUGUCAAGUUUGGUACCUAUCGUGCCACAGAGGACAUAACGACGGGUGUGACUGCCUAUGUUGGUGAUUUCGCUUCUUCCCAACAGUAGGAGAUUGAUAUUCAUGAUGUACGGCUGAAUUAUCUGGCUUGUCUUCCGACCCUUUGGUCCAGCCCUGCCCUGCCCAUUGUAACCGUAUGAACUG